UAUUUCAAGUGUCGUCUUCUUUCCCCCCCAUCUCGCGAUAUUUCCUCAAUGUCUGUGUCCUUCAUGUGAAAUCCAAAAUGGGUUAUUGGGAUCUGCAAGAGGGGAAAGAUUGUAUCGAGAAAACAUGGAUCACCACUAAAUUGGGCACAGCUCUAGGGUUGGUGGGUUCAGCCUAUCACAUUGUGGCAUUCCAGCCUGAUUCCGCAAUCCAAGCUGUUCAGAGAGCCACAAAUGGCACAGUAACCAUGGCUGCCUUGGGGGCGAUCUUUGGAAUGACCACUUGUCUAGCUGCACAGGCCCGGGAUGCUCCUGAUGAUCCGGUGAACUAUUUCCUCGGAGGCUGUGCAUCAGGAGUCUUUCUUGGAGCUCGUACUCACAGUGCAAUGACAGGCACGACGGCAUGUAUUGGGCUGGGGACACUGGCCAUGUUCACUAAGGUGGGCAAGAUGGAGGGCUGGAGAUUAGCUGGACCACCCAGGAUGUAAACAGCCCAAGGGGGAGACUAUAUAUUGACACGUAUAUUGUAUAUUAAAUAUUCCUUGAAUAAACUUGUGUAAAAGAGUGUCUGACAGUCUGUAUCCUGCACCUCCCUGCUUUAGCCACAUGGUGGAAACAUUGGCUAUCUUCCCAGACAAUUUGCACCAAUCAACAGCAAUUGAAGAUUGUGUGUGUGUGUGUCAACUUAAACAGUGGUGUAAAGUACUUAAGUAAAAAAUACUUUAAUGUACUACUUAAGUUUUUUAAAUAUAUAUCUGUACUUAAUAAUUUAUAGUUUUGACAACAUUUACUCCACUACAUUCCAAAAUAAAAUAAUGUACUUUUUCCA
This is a messenger RNA of Oncorhynchus mykiss (rainbow trout), 826 nucleotides long. RefSeq names its product NADH dehydrogenase [ubiquinone] 1 alpha subcomplex subunit 11. The record is from RefSeq and is a predicted model, not a curated record. Gene Ontology annotation, biological process: mitochondrial electron transport, NADH to ubiquinone. Lineage: Eukaryota; Metazoa; Chordata; Actinopteri; Salmoniformes; Salmonidae. Gene Ontology annotation, cellular component: mitochondrial inner membrane; respiratory chain complex I.